Messenger RNA from Hippopotamus amphibius kiboko, 951 nucleotides. It is a transcript of the gene TAS2R3, whose product is annotated as taste 2 receptor member 3. The record is from RefSeq and is a predicted model, not a curated record. Gene Ontology annotation, molecular function: G protein-coupled receptor activity; bitter taste receptor activity. Gene Ontology annotation, biological process: G protein-coupled receptor signaling pathway; sensory perception of taste; detection of chemical stimulus involved in sensory perception of bitter taste. Gene Ontology annotation, cellular component: membrane. The transcript has a single exon. Lineage: Eukaryota; Metazoa; Chordata; Mammalia; Artiodactyla; Hippopotamidae.
AUGUUGUGACUCCCCAAGUGGGGGUUUCUGGUUCUGACUGCCACUGAGUUCCUUCUGGGAAUGCUGGGGAAUGGUUUCAUAGGGUUGGUCAAUGGCAGCAGCUGGUUCAAGAACAAGACAAUCUCUUUGUCCUACUUCAUCAUCACUAACCUGGCUCUCUGCAGGAUUGUUCUGCUGUGGCUCCUCUUGACUGAUGGUGUUUUAAUGGUGUUCUUUUCCACAUUCCACAAUGAAGGGAUAGUCAUGCAAAUUAUUGACAUUUUCUGGACAUUUACAAACCAUCUGACCAUUUGGCUUGCCACCUGUCUCGGUGUCUUCUACUGCCUGAAAGUCGCCAGUUUCUCCCAUCCUGUGUUCCUCUGGCUCAAGUGGAGGGUUUCCAGGGUGGUUGUGUGGAUGCUGUUGAGUGCCCUGCUCUUAUCAUGUAGCAGUACUGUCUCUCUGAUCUGUGAAUUUAACAUCUAUUCUGUUCUCAGUGGAAUUGAUGGAACAGGGAAUGUGACUGAACUCUUCAGAAAGAAAAGAAAUGAAUAUAAACUGACCCAUGUUCUUGAGACUCUGUGGGACCUCCCUCCCCUGAUUAUGUUUCUAGCCUCCUACUUUCUGCUCAUCCUCUCUCUGGGGAGGCAUGUGCGGCAGAUGCAGCAAAACUUUACCAACUCCGGAGACCCAAGUAAUGUGGCCCACAAGAGGGCCAUCAAAAUCAUCCUCUCCUUCCUCAUUCUCUUCCUACUUUACUUUCUUUCCUUUUCAAUUUUAACAUCCAGUUAUUUCCUACCAUCCACUAAGAUGACUAUGAUGAUUGGAGAAGUGAUUACAAUGUUAUAUCCUGCUGGCCACUCAUAUAUUCUCAUUCUGGGAAAUAACAAGCUGAAGCAGAUGUUUGUGGAGAUGCUUUGGUGUGAGCCUGGCCAUCUGAAGGCUGGAUCCAAGGGACCUGUUUUUCCAUAG